This is a messenger RNA of Lymnaea stagnalis (great pond snail), 4623 nucleotides long. Lineage: Eukaryota; Metazoa; Mollusca; Gastropoda; Lymnaeidae. The record is from the annotation of a GenBank genome assembly.
GUUUUCCGAAAAAUCUUGUCCUAUCUAUAGGAACGGUGAGAUAAGAAAUUUGAGUUUGAUAUUUUAAUUCAAAGUUUUCAUUGACUUUUUUUAAAUUAAAAUUUUGAGAAUAAAACUUUAAUGCUUUCUUUGGUAGAGGGGUUGUCAAACAAUUCAAAUGGAUUAGAUCAGGGGUGGGCAAACUUGUUGUGCGGAGGACCAUAUUGACAAAUGUAAAGCUAUUUGUUGGGGGGAGGGGGGGGUGUCGCGCAUGUAUAUUAUGUUCAAUUUUUACAUGUCGAUAAACAUUUCUCUAUAUUAAAAUGGCUUAAUUCGAAAUUUAGCAUUACAUGACAAGUCGAGUACUGUUUAAAAAAAAAUAGAAAAUUAGAAAGAAAUUUGAUCAAAAAUGUUACAACAAUCAUAAGGGUUACAUGGGGAAAAAAUGUAUUCAACACAAUAACUUUUUUUUUAAAAAAGUAAUUGUUUUUUUUAUUUCUAAAUGCCACCGAGGGCCGCAUAAUAUCAGUUAGUUUGCCCACCCCUGGAUUAGAAGGAUUAUAUGAAUUAUCUGGAUUAGAUGGAAGUAACAGGGCUCGGCCACAUUGUCGUAAUAUUCUACCGAUGUAGAAUUUUGAAGGAUACAUCCCAAACAUCUUCAUUACAGAUAACUUCAGAUCAGCUAGAUCAGGGCGAAUUGUUUCCCUUAAAGUUAGGCUCGAAAUACACAAAAAAGUUUUUUUUUUUUUUUCCCCAAUCCGUCAGAACUGAUCACUGGGCUCCCCACAGCGAUUACAACAGCAUCUCAAUGAUCGCUAACACAGUCAUUAGUGUCCCUGAGGAGGAGAAGCUCUACGGCAGUGGUUCUCAACCUUCCUAAUGCCACGACCCUUUAAUACAGUUCCUCAUGUUGUGGCGACCCCCCCCCCCAACACAAAAUUAUUUUUCUUGCUUCUUCAUAACUGUAGAGUAUAUGUCAUAUGUGUUUUUUCCGAUGGUCUUAGCCGACAUCUGGAAAAGGGUCAUUCGACCCCCAAAGGGGUCGCGACCCACAGGUUGAGAACCGCUGCUCUAUGGCAUCGGACGGCUGAUUUCUACGCUUGAUAAAUACUUUAGAUGUCUUGUGCUAAACAUUGUAAUAGUUUUAACAUGUCGUGGAAAAAAUUAGUUAUAUAUGUGCUGAAAAUGGAUAUGUUAAAUGUAAACCACAAUAAAAAAAAAUUCAUUUAUUUUGUGGAUAAAAGAAUCUUAUUUUUUAAUCGUAUCUUAUAUUCUGUUCAUUCAGAGCGCCAACAAUCUAUGCGCCAACAAUCUAUGCGCCAACAAUCUAUGCGCCAACAAUCUAUGCGCCAACAAUCUAUUUCUAAACGAUUUGACUCUUUUUAAAUACAUUUUUAAUAGCAUUUUGCAUUCCGCGUGUCAUAGUAGAUCGCUUUCCGUGCCAAGUCUGGCACCUGUGCCUAAGGUUGCCGUUCCACAGGAUUAUAUCAUUGCCUUAGGUAGCAUCUUCACACGAUUACACUCCUACACACACACACACACAUUUUGUAUCAUUGAUAUCAAAAUCUUUCUACAAACCUGUUAUCCAUCAAGACACAAUUUCGUGACAUGAAACACCAGGUGACACUGGCCGCCCUGUUUCAUUAUACACCACUAUGGUAACAAGAGGGAGAGACUGCCUUCCCCUUUCAGUUCCCUCUGAUACUACAUAGCAGCUAAGCGUAUUUUCAUUUAUUAUUUAAAAAUUAAUGUUGUUUCUCAGCUGCAGUAGGCUUCUUGCAGACACGUUCGUUGUUUUGUUGCGUCCUUUUUUUUUCCCUCCGGGUUUUCCCCAUACUUUGUUUUGAACGUUCCCUUGCAUCGCUCCCUUACACCGUUUCCUUACAUCAUCAUGCCAUCAUUAGCUUGGGUUGUACAUGCAUUUCUGUCAUCAUUACAGCGUGAAGGUCUGUAUCCAAAGGGUUUCGCCAGAUGUUCAAAGCAUGGGCUGCGGCAGUUCCAAGAAAUCUAGUACUGAAGUGGGCCAAGGGGACGACUCCACCAAGGUAUUACACCUGGCAUACACCUGGAACUAACUUACUGAAAUUGUUGUGAACUAGAUUGUUGUGAAUGUUGGGUGAGGGGGAGUUGUGAAUCGUGAGAGUGUUUUGUGAGUUGUUGAUCGUGAGGUCAGUGCGUGAAGUUAGUCCGUGGUGUGGAACGUUAGUGUAGGCUGAGCUGUUUGUGUGGUAUUAUACAAAGGGAUGUGUGUUAGCCAGAGGUGAGAGAAGAAAGGUAGAACAGCAAGAGAAGAAUUGUUAGUCGUCAAAAGUUGUCAGUCAAGAGUUGGUUGUUGGUAGCGAUAUGAGCGAGUGACACGUUAGUCGAGAGAGUAGUGCUAGGAGAGUGGAUAGUUGGUAGUUGGACUGAUGUGUGUUCCACAUGCCAUGGUAUAUUGAAUAGCAGUAUCCUGUUUUGUAAAGUAUGCAAUAAAUUAUUAUAUUGUUACACUGGACCUUGUGUUUUAUGUGAGAGAUAGAGAGAGUCAUACACCCUAGACAACGUAGAAGCAGUCAACCAUAAGAUAAACAAAGAUGUAACAUUUCAAGUAUUGAUGAAGGUCUCAAGUAUAAUAAAGGUCGUAACAGAAAUAGAUUAUGUAAAAAAAAAAAUUAAUUUAAAAAAAAAAAUUUAAAUAAUAAUAAAAGAAGGGGUUUUGGGUGAUUUAAUUAUUUUUUUUAACUAUUUCAUUUUUACCAGUCAAAUUGUGGUACGCUAGGUAUUUAGGAUUAGAGAUAUUAAACUAAAUAUUUAUAUAAAUUAGCUUUUUAAAAAAAAAAAAAAAUAAUAAAAACUUGGAUGCCUGAUGGUGAUUUGAUUGAGGGUUGGUUGUCUUCUUGAAGAUUGUUUGUUGCUAGCUUGUUGGCGUCUUGUUGGUGGGUUGCUGUGUCUUAUUGGAGUCUGGUGGGGGUUUCUUGGUGGUGUCUUGUUGGGGGGUCUUGUUGCUGUCUUGCGUGUGUGUUGUUGUUUUUUUCUUUUUUUCUGUGGGCUUGUUGUGUUGUGCCGGAGGCUUAUUGGUAUCUUAUUGGCGUCUUAUCAUCUGUCUGCUGUGUUGAUGUUUUGUCUAACAAUAAGAUGGGCAAAGACCCAUGCUGUUUGUUUGUUUGUUUGACUGCUAUCUUUCUGACUUUUGUUUCCAAACGCCGAGCAGUGUGGAGGCGAUGGACCGGACCGCUGCAAAGAUCCCAAACAUUUUUAUAUCGACGCGUUCACUGAAGGUGGGGUCAACAUCUACAUCUUUGCUGGGGCUCAGAGCCAGGAUGAUCAACAAAACGGAGAAAGUACGGAAAAUGGUGAGUACCCCAUACAAAAAUAAGGAUAAUGGUGAGUACCCCAAACAAAAUAAGGAUAAAGGUGAGUACCCCAUACAAAAUAAGGAUAAUGGUGAGUACCCCAUUCAAAAUAAGGAUAAUGGUGUGUACUCCAUACAAAAUAGGGAUAAGGGUGAGUACCCCAUACAAAAUAAGGAUAAUGGUGAGUACCCCACACAAAAUAAGGAUAAAGGUGAGUACCCCAUACAAAAUAAGGAUAAUGGUGAGUACCCCAUUCAAAAUAAGGAUAAUGGUGUGUACUCCAUACAAAAUAGGGAUAAGGGUGAGUACCCCAUACAAAAUAAGGAUAAAGGUGAGUACCCCAUACAAAAUAAGGAUAAUGGUGAGUACCCCAUUCAAAAUAAGGAUAAUGGUGUGUACUCCAUACAAAAUAGGGAUAAGGGUGAGUACCCCAUUUAAAUAUAAGAAUAAUGGUGAGUGCACCAAACAAAAUAGUGAAUACCUAAAACAAAGUAAUGGUUAUGGUGAGUAUCCUAAACAAGAUAAGAAUAGUGGUGAAUACCCCAUACAAAAUAAGGAUAAUGGAGAGUUUCCUAAACAAAAUAGUGAGUACAAUAAACAAAGUAAUGAAAUGGCGAAUAUCCUGAAAAAAAAGAUUAUGAUGAGAAUAUCGUACAAAGGGAUGCAAUCAUUUAUAAACAAUUGGCGGGAAAACUAUCAUUACUAUAAUGUGAUGAUGUCAUUUUAGGGGGGGGGGGAAUUGGUGGUAAUGAGCAGUAGAUGCCCCCCCCCCCCACAUCUCUAAAACAAUUGGCGGGAAAACUAUCAUUACUAUAAUGUGAUGAUGUCAUUUUAGGGGGGGCGGGGAAUUGGUGGUAAUGAGCAGUAGAUGCCCCCCCCCCCCAAAUCUCUUCGCAGAAGAGAUUAAAGUGCAUAGUGAGUCUAUUUUUAUUAUACGAUUAGAAUAUAUUGACUCUAUCAUUUCUGUUUCAGUACCUGAACGAGAAGACAGUGUCGAGCGAGUACUUCGAGAACACCCCAGUGCUGCACUGGCUUCAAACACAGCCACUAGUACACAUGAGGGGCUAGUAGACUCAGCUGAAACUUUUACCUGAGCACAAACUUUUACACACACACACACGCACCCACACUCACGCUAAAACUUAUUUUCAGACAGGUUGGUGAUGUUCAAAUUUUUGGCUUCGUUCAUGAACGUCCCAAUAUUUCAGACAGAACACUGAUAAAAAUUACGUGACCAAUCUGAUUUGAGAAGAUAUUUCAAACUGCAUGAAAUUAUUUUGUUGGAAAAGUCAGCGAAAGUGGGUUAAUGUUU